Messenger RNA from Linum trigynum, 1823 nucleotides. The record is from the annotation of a GenBank genome assembly. Lineage: Eukaryota; Viridiplantae; Streptophyta; Magnoliopsida; Malpighiales; Linaceae.
AUACAUCCUGCUGCUCGCAGUUGCUGCCAGGGGAACAGAAAAAGCACGAAUACCAGGAAGCUGUCAAGAAUCGUUAUAAGCAUCUUCCCGAAGUCCAAACAAUAGUGAGGUAAGGGGAUUAUUUGAGGUCGCCUUUGAAAUUGAUUAACGAUGAGCCUUUGUUCCAGUGCUGCAACUUAAUGUGGUGAUGUAUGAUUGUGCAGACAUAGGCAUCUGCCUAAACCAAUAUACAAGGCGAAGGAGUUGCACCGUAUGGUGAUUGAAUCUGAAAAUAGGAAAGAAGAAAGCUCACAUCACCCAGGAAGCAUCGUUACCGAAUCAGUGCGUGGGAGGAUGAUUAGUAGUUUGUUCGCUCUUCUCAACGACGGGGUAGCUUGGUCGGAGUUGCACGGAAUUCUCGAGACCACCACAUGGAUACUUCGUCUCGACCAUUCUUUAAGGACUUUUGAUCAAACGAAGUCAGUACCAUAAACAGUGUUUUGGUGCUUCGUAUUCGUGUUGAUGCUUCGUAGCUGGCUUCCGUGGAUACAGACGUGUUGACUGGCCAAAUAACAGAGAGGAAUGAGGAUCUUCAAGGACAUGGUUUUGGCCGUUACCAUGCAUGUUUUUUUGGCGCAUCUCUCCACUCCUGGUAUUGAUGAGACCAACAUUUUUGGAAGAUGGACAGAGACAUAUAUUCAAGAAUUCUAAUAUAUUACCAGAACAACUUUUUUGCAGAGCCAUUGCCAUCCUUCCGUUUCCAAUAGCGUAUAGACGAAUAGCGUCCCAUGGGGAUUGAUGCUCAAGUACAAUGGCAAAGGUAUAAUAAUGUACCGCCUGCACCCCAAUUGUACGGACUAAAGUCACAUUCUGCCCUAUAUAAAGGCGCACAAACCCCUGUCCUUCCAUUCCAUCACAGCUCUGCGGCAACAACAAGCUACUUACUGUACUACCGCAUCCAUAGAGCAGCAGUACUUAGCAGCCAUGGCUCAGCUUGCCAAGCUCGAGGCCGCAGUCGCCAUGAAAAAUCCAAACAAGCUAAUGGAUUUCCUGAAAAACAACAUCCAGGCCUUGCCUCAACUGUUCCCUCAACUCUACAAGAGCGUGGAGAUUGUCGGAGGAGGCCGCCAGCUGGCCACCGGCUCCAUCAUCUCGCUCUCGUAUUACCUUCCUGGGACGCCCACGUUGAUGAGAGGAAGCGUGGAGGUGGAAUCCAUGGACGAGGCAAGGAAGUCGAUAACGCUGAAUGUGAUCGGAGGGGACGGGCUGAAGAUGUUCAAGAGCUUCAGGGUGAAAUGCGAGAUUGAUGACGAGCAGCCGCAGCUGGUGAAAUGGAGCCUUGAAUACCACAAGGCCAGUCCGUCUACACCACCGGCCGACCCUUAUUUGGAAUUCUACAUCAACCUCACCGCGGCCAUAGACGUCCUUUGACGAACUGUAACCCAAAAACCAUUACUGGUUCUUGAACUUGAAGUGCGCUUUGGUCUACCAACAGCCACUGAUAAUGUGGGGACUUCCUUGAUGUUGUAAGUUGUAACUGAGGGUGAUGAUAUAUAGAAAUAAGAGUGUGGAGAGAACACCAAACCGGGCACUGAAAUGAUUUGUGAUGAUUUUCCGAUUAAGUUAUCCUCCUUGUGAAAUUAUUAAUGGACUUGGAUUGCAAUAACAAGCUUUAAAAUCUACAAUGGAAUGAGUGAGAAAGGUUUGACUUAGUGGCAAUACCAUCCGAUCAAUAUUGAAAUUGAAUGACAAUUUAACACUACAAUUCGUAGUAAUCGAAAUAUUAUUUUGACCCAACUUGAAUUGCUAUAACAUAUAACCAAUAAUAAAAUAGUAAAAUAUUU